Neoarius graeffei (lesser salmon catfish) is the source of this 1242-nucleotide messenger RNA. It is a transcript of the gene hpda, whose product is annotated as 4-hydroxyphenylpyruvate dioxygenase a. The record is from RefSeq and is a predicted model, not a curated record. Gene Ontology annotation, biological process: L-tyrosine catabolic process. Lineage: Eukaryota; Metazoa; Chordata; Actinopteri; Siluriformes; Ariidae. The transcript has 15 exons. Gene Ontology annotation, molecular function: 4-hydroxyphenylpyruvate dioxygenase activity. Gene Ontology annotation, cellular component: Golgi membrane; endoplasmic reticulum membrane. The coding region runs from base 1 to 1242 and encodes 413 amino acids.
AUGGGCCACAGUUCAUCAUGGCUGAAGAAGGAUCCAGCUGGAUCUGGAAAUUCCCAAACGAGCUACACUGACAAAGGGGAAAAGCCAGAGAAAGGCAAAUUUAUAAGGUUCCACCAUUUGACAUUCUGGGUGGGCAAUGCUAAACAGGCGGCAGUCUUCUACUGUGAUAAGAUGGGCUUUGAGCCUCUGGCCUAUAAAGGCUUGGAGACGGGGAGCAGAGACCUGGUGUCCCAUGUCAUCAAACAGGACAAGAUUAUAUUUGAAUUUGUGUCUCCUUUAAAUCCUGGAAAUGAAGAGGUGGGAAAGCACUUCAUCAAACAUGGGGAUGCUGUUAAGGACAUCGCCUUCCAAGUAGAAGACUGUAACUUUUUAGUCCAGAAAGCCAAAGAGAGAGGAGCAGUGGUUGUUAAAGAACCAUGGAUAGAACAGGACAACUAUGGCGAAGUAAAAUACGCCGUGAUACAAACGUAUGGAGAUACUACCCACACAUUUCUGGAGUACCUGACUCCUUACAAAGGUCUGUUUCUACCUGGGUAUCAUGAACCGUUCUUUCAGGACCCACUGCUCCCUAAACUGCCUCCAGCCUGUCUGAGCUUCAUCGACCACAUUGUUGGAAACCAGCCAGAUGAUCAAAUGACGCCUGUAUCAGACUGGUACCAGAAAUGUCUGAUGUUCCAUCGGUUCUGGUCCAUAGAUGAUAAACAGAUCCACACGCAGUACAGCGCUCUCAGGUCUAUCGUGGUCACUAACUAUGAGCAAACCAUCAAAAUGCCCAUCAACGAGCCGGCGCCUGGGAAAAAGAUAUCACAGAUCCAGGAGUAUAUCGACUAUAACGGAGGACCUGGAGUUCAGCAUAUUGCUCUGAACACAUCAGACAUCAUCAAAGCAAUAGUGAACCUGAAAGCCCGGGGCAUGGAGUUCCUGUCCACUCCAAACACCUAUUAUGACGCCCUGCGUGAGAAACUCAGGACGGCCAAGAUCAAAGUGAAGGAGGACCUGAAGACCCUGCAGGAGCUUAAUAUCUUAGUAGAUUUUGAUGAUAAGGGCUACCUGCUCCAGAUCUUCACCAAACCUGUGCAGGACAGACCCACUCUGUUCCUAGAGGUCAUCCAGAGACACAACCACUCUGGUUUUGGGGCUGGCAACUUCAAAUCGCUGUUUGAGGCCAUUGAGAAAGACCAGGAUGCCAGAGGAAACCUCACUGUUCUCACUGCUGAUGGCAAUCCCAAGACUUUUAUCUAA